Molecule: messenger RNA, 372 nt
Organism: Lactuca virosa
Lineage: Eukaryota; Viridiplantae; Streptophyta; Magnoliopsida; Asterales; Asteraceae
Source: the annotation of a GenBank genome assembly
AUGAAUGAUUUAGAAGGUAGUAAUGAUGUUAGGCUUGCUGCCACACGUACGUUGUAUAGUGCUCUUAGUUUUGCUCAAGCAAAUUUCUCUAAUGACAUGGAGAGAGAUUACAUUAUGAGAGUUGUUUGUGAGGCGAUAAUGUCACCAGAAGUUAAAAUCAGGCAGGCUGCUUAUAAGUUGAAAGAAGAUGAGGAGCAUGUUGCUUUACAAGCUAUCAAAUUUUGGAGCUCGAUUUUUGAUGAAGAGAUUGACAUUCUAGAAGAUUAUGGAGGCGACUUCACUUGUGAUUCUGAUAUCCCUUGUUUUUAUUUCAUCAAACAAGCUCUCCCUGCUCUUGUACCUAUGCUUUUAGAGACUUUGUUGAAACAAUAA